Molecule: messenger RNA, 564 nt
Organism: Saccoglossus kowalevskii
Lineage: Eukaryota; Metazoa; Hemichordata; Enteropneusta; Harrimaniidae
Biological process (GO): SCF-dependent proteasomal ubiquitin-dependent protein catabolic process
Cellular component (GO): SCF ubiquitin ligase complex
Source: RefSeq, a predicted model, not a curated record
ACAUUUCUGUGCAUGGAUGCCACUGGGUGCAGGCUCCAGCUUUGGCUGUCCUCGCAAUGAACUGUGAGUGUCUACAAUAUGUUGACUUGACAAGCUGCUGGGAACUUGAUGAUGAAACUAUCUUGGUAUUAAUAAUAUCUCAUCCUGGACUGAAAUAUCUUUCUUUAGCAAAAAUAUAUGGCAUAACAAAUGUUGUAAUCGACAUGCUGGCAAGAACUUGUUCUGCUUUUGAACAUCUUAAUAUUCAGGGUUGUUGGAGGAUUACAAAUUCAGUCAUACGAUUACUAGGCGAUUGUUGCCCCAAAUUACGUAAACUAGAAGUUUCAGAUUGCCGUGAUAUAAAUGAAGCCAGCUUAGCUCGAUUACGAGUGAAGGGAAUUGAUAUUGAUGUGAGAGCGCCUCCUGGAGGUAGAGAACCACACCCAGCUGUCUUGCCAUAUCCAGCAUUGUUCCAUCAGAUAUAAAAAACAUGGGCUGAUAACUUCACAAUAGCAGUGCUAACAAAUUUGUACAUUUGUCAAAAUAUAUGUGGCUAUCAAUAAAGUUUACAAUCAAGUCUUUUAA